Messenger RNA from Pogona vitticeps (central bearded dragon), 5444 nucleotides. The record is from RefSeq and is a predicted model, not a curated record. NCBI's taxonomy places the organism in Eukaryota, Metazoa, Chordata, Lepidosauria, Squamata, Agamidae.
UGGGAUUCCCGAAAACCAGAAGCCUGUAUUCGGUAUUAUUUUUGUCAGCAGCGCUGGCAACGAAGGAACAACAUGAGCCGUCAUCCUUGAGGCUGUGGAGAGAAAACGCGGACCUACAGGAAACUACGAGCAACUACAAGAAACUUCGGGGAGGGGGGAGCGGCGGAAGGAGAGAGAGAGGAGAAAAGAUACUAGGCAGUUGUAACUUGAACACCCAAAAGGGAUCGGCAGACGCUAACUAAGGACUCCCUCGAGCUCUCCACUCGCUUUGCCGAAACCCCGCCCCGGAUCCUCACGGGGCUCUCGAGAGGAUGAAGUGCUCGGAAGGGUACCGACGUGCAAUGUUGGGGGCUUUCGUGUCCAGCUGUCCUCUGAGGCUCUUCGUGCUUUCGUCACUCCUCGCCGGAAUUCACGGUGAUUGUGGACCACCACCAAAACUGAACAAUGCCAUUCCCCUUGUGGAAAUUCAUAAAGAAAAUUUCAGUUCUCUGGAAUCAGUAACCUACAAAUGUCUGGAUGGUUUUUUUAAUAUCCGAGGAAAACUAGAUGUAGCAACAUGCCUUUCUGAGUCACAAUGGACACCCAUAGAAGAGUUUUGUGAACCUAGUUGCAGUAGACCACCGAAGUUCAAAUUUGCUAAAAUAAAACCGGGGGAAAGGAGGAAUUAUUUUCCUGCAGAGACCAAGGUCAACUAUAUCUGCAGUCCAGGUUAUGUUUCUAUUCCUGGAAUCAAUUCGUCUGUUACAUGUCUUGAAAAUUACACCUGGACAGCACUCCCAUUUUUUUGUGAAGGAAAAUCAUGUGGUGAUCCAGGAGAACCAAAACAUGGUGGAGCUGUUAUACUAACUAAUUUUUUGUUUAUGGCAAAAGUAAAUUUCACCUGUGAUGAGGGGUAUAGGUUAAUUGGCUCACCCUCUACUGAAUGCAUACUGAAAGAAGAUGAAGUUGAAUGGAAAACAAAGCCUCCUGAAUGCCGAGCUGACUCCUUCAACUGGAAUCCACUCACUUUUGACUCCCACAUUUGUUGUUUGAAGUUGAAGCUUAAGUCUCAUUAUAAAUACUAUAUAACAUCAACAAUUUUCGCUAUUAUUACGGGAUCUCGCCCGGCCCCUCUGGUUCAAUUUUGGUUUGGACGCGAGAAGCGGUUUUCUUUGCCUCUUGUCUUGGUUGCUGCGAUGGCGUUGCUUCUUUGCUGCUGGAAGGGGUGCCUGACACGGACGUUGCUGCUGCUGCUUUGGCUGCUGUCGCUUGAAGUUCAAGGUGAUUGCCCCGCUCCGCCAAACCCACCCCAUUCUACACUGAGGGGUGGAGAACGGCAAGAAAGCUAUCCUACUGGGACGGUUUUGCGAUACACUUGCAUCCCUGGUUAUCAAUUUAUAUCUGGCUCGAGGCCUGCUCUUGAAUGUCUUGAAAAUUCAAAAUGGACGGAAACGCCUACAUUUUGUGAAAGAAAACGAUGCACAGUUCCAGUUAUUGAGAAUGGCAAUAUAGAGACCACAGGUGACCUUCGGCUUGGCGAGACAGUAACUUUUGUCUGUCACAAAGGGCACAGAAUGCUAGGUCCAAGUACUGCUCGCUGCAUUGUGUCUGAUGGCAACAGGGUUGCCUGGAAUAGAGAACCUCCAUAUUGCCAAAGAAUCCCUUGUGAGCGCCCUCCCAGAGUUGCUAAUGGAAGGCAUGAUGGUGAUGAAGGUUUUGAUCACUAUGAUUAUGGCACAGUGAUAACAUAUACAUGUGAUAAAGGCUUAUCUCUUAUUGGAUCUCCGAGCAUUUUCUGUACUUCGGAUGAUGGUGAAAAUGGAAACUGGGAUAGACCUGCUCCUGAAUGUAAAAUGGUCGAGUGUCAAAGACCAGAAAUCGCCAGUGGAAGACUGACAACUCCAUUUCAGUCUACAUAUAAAUACGACACUGUCCUGCGGUUUGUAUGUGAUCGUGGCCAUACCCUGGUGGGGAGUGAGUUUGUGAAAUGCGGAGCUGACAAUUCCUGGCAUCCUGAUCUUCCUACAUGUGUCAAAGGUAUUUUUACCACUGCUACCACCACCACUACUGGCGCUGCCCCUGUUCCUCCAGGAGGAGGUGAGGUUCCAGGUGAGGUUCCAGGGACACCAGUAGGGCCAGCCAUAAGGCCAACCACUGAGACAACAGAAGAAACCAUUACCACUGGCACUGGAUCUACACAGAGGCCAGGGGCAACAGUUCCUAAAGAUAAACAAGGAUCCAAAGCCCUGAAAAUUGCUCUUGGAUUGGUGUUUGGUGUUAUAAUUCUGGCUGGUAUAAUUUUUGCAUUUGUGAAAUAUGGACCUUGCUUUAAAACGGGGAAAAGUGACGCUCGUCCUGGUUCUUCUGAUUCUUACCGUGAAGUCGCACGUAAUGAUUUAGCAGUGGAAAUGAAAUCACUGGGUCACUGCAGUCUGCCACCUAGGCUAGAUUUUGCUGAGCCUGCUGAUGAGCAUAAAGAAAAAAAUUCCUUUCCUGUUGGGUCCUCUGUGACGUACCAGUGCCGCCCAGGCUACAUAAAACCCCCUGGAUUGAAAUACACUAGUACUUGCCUUCAAAACCAGACGUGGUCCAUCAUUCGGGAGCUCUGCCAAAAACGAACAUGUGCACAUCCUGGAGAACCAGAGAAUGGGAGGCUGGUUUCAUCAGGAAAUUUUCUCUUUGGUUCUCGUGUAGAUUACAUUUGUGAAGAAGGUUAUAGGCUGAUUGGUAAGUCUUCCAGAAUGUGUGUGAUACAUGACAAAGGAGUGCAGUGGACAGGGAACAUUCCAUUAUGUCAACGUAUCCCAUGUCUCCGACCGCCAGACAUUCCUCAUGGCACACACAGUGGCAGAUACGAGGAUGACUUCACUUAUGGGACAGUCGUAACAUAUACCUGUGAAGACGGCUACCCGCUUUUCGGAGAUGCCCACAUUCACUGUACCUCUAAGGAUGGAUUCAAUGGAGAGUGGAGUGGUCGUGCAUAUUGUGGAGUGACAGAAUGUCCACAGCCACACAUUGAGAAUGGAAGGAUUGUGGCUGGUGUUUCUAAAACUUACAAAUAUAACCAAAGUGUUAUCUUUGACUGCAACAAUGGCCACAUGAUAUCUGGCUUAAGAGAGAUCCGUUGCCAGAUGGAUGGCACAUGGGAGCCUCCUCUACCUCACUGUAAACGGAGAGUUACGGGCUGCAGAACUUUAGAAAUUCAGAAUGGAAGAAUAACUAGAGCACAAGUGGUUUAUAAACCCAUGGAAGCAAUUACAUUUGAUUGUGACCCUGGCUAUGUUCUGAAAGGCAACCGUACAAUUCAGUGCCAGUUUGACAACACAUGGGAUUCUCCUGUGCCUAUCUGUGUGAGGGCUGUGCGGUGCCAGCCCCCACCAGAUGUGCCAAAUGGGAGUUACAGGAACCAGGAAGACGCAGCAUUUACCCCUGAAAUGUUUGUGAUUUACACCUGUGAUCCUGGCUAUGCUCUUAUUGGAGAGGCCAGUAUUUAUUGCACUUCAUCAGGGACAUGGUCUUCCCCUGCCCCUCGAUGUGAAGGAGGGUCUUGUGGUCCUGCGCUUAGGCUAGAGUUUGCCGAACUCCUUGAUGAAUAUAAGGGAAAUAAUUCUUUUCCUAUUGGCUUGACUGUGAAAUACGGUUGCCGCCCAGGAUAUUUCAAAGUUCCUGGAUUGAAGUCUUCAAUAACAUGCUUUAGAAAUCAAGAGUGGUCAGAAGUUCAGGAAUUCUGUAAACGAAAAUCAUGUGGACAUCCAGGAGAUCCAGAUAAUGGCAGGCUGAUUGUAUCAGGGGAUUUUCUCUUUGGUUCUACCAUCAGUUACAUCUGUGACGAAGGGCACAGGCUACUCGGUGCUUCUUCACGAAGGUGUGAGAUAUUGGGCAGAAGAGUGCAGUGGACUGGUGACGUUCCCUUUUGUCAGCGUAUCCCAUGUUUCCCACCGCCAGACAUUCCUCAUGGCACACACAGUGGCAGAUACGAGGAUGACUUCACUUAUGGGACAGUCGUAACAUAUACCUGUGAAGACGGCUACCCGCUUCUCGGAGAUGCCCACAUUCACUGUACCUCUAAGGAUGGGUUCCAUGGAGAGUGGAGUGGCCGUGUAUAUUGUGGAGUGAGGGAGUGUCCACCGCCUCAGCUUGAGAAUGGGAGGAUUAUUCGCGGGGUUUCUCAAAAGUACAUACAUAACCAAAGUGUCACGUUUGACUGCAACAAGGGCUACAUGAUGUCUGGCUCAAGAGAGAUCCGUUGCCAGAUGGACGGCAUGUGGGAGCCACCUCUCCCUCACUGUGAACGGGCUGUGCACUGCCAGCCCCCACCAGAUGUGCCAAAUGGGAGUUACAGCAACCGGGAAGCCACAGCAUUUACCCCUGAAAUGUUUGUGGAUUACACCUGUGAUCUGGGCUAUGCUCUUAUUGGAGAGGCCACUAUUUUUUGUACAUCAUCAGGGACAUGGUCUUCCCCUGCCCCUCGUUGCAAAGUGAGGGAGUGCCCACCGCCUCAGCUUGAGAACGGAAGGAUUGUGGGUGGUCUUUCUGACACCUACAGACAUAACCAAAGUGUUACCUUGGACUGCCACAAUGGCCACACGAUAUCUGGCUCAAGAGAGAUCCAUUGCCAGAUGGAUGGCACGUGGGAGCCUCCUCUCCCUCUCUGUGAACAGGCUGAACAGCACAACGAAGGAACGUUGGGAUGGGAAGUCGAAGGGAUGAUGGCCCAGGCAUCACAUUGGGACAGGGACAAAGAGAGGUCCACUCCAAUUGCGGUACUGUUCAGCACGCCGGCCUUGAGUGGACUGGAGACAACUGGUGAUGCUGGUCAGGACGGCUCAGGGAGCAGGGACGAGCCAGUUACAACGCUUUUAUCAGCUGUGCAGUGCCACCCCCUACCAGAUGUGCCAAACGGGAGUUACAGCAACCGGCAAGCCACAGCAUUUACCCCUGAAAUGUUUGUGAAUUACACCUGUGAUCCUGGCUAUGCUCUUAUUGGAGAGGCCACUAUUUAUUGCACAUCAUCAGGGACAUGGUCUUCCCCUGCCCCUCGUUGCAAAGUGAGGGAGUGCCCACCACCUCAGCUUGAGAACGGAAGGAUUGUGGGCGGUCUUUCUGACACCUACAGACAUAACCAAAGUGUUACCUUGGACUGCCACAAUGGCCACACGAUAUCUGGCUCAAGAGAGAUCCAUUGCCAGAUGGAUGGCACAUGGGAGCCUCCUCUCCCUCUCUGUGAACAGGCUGUGCAGUGCCACCCCCUACCAGAUGUGCCAAACGGGAGUUACAGCAACCAGAAAGACACAGCAUAUACCCCUGAAAUGUUUGUGAAUUACACCUGUGAUCCUGGCUAUGCUCUUAUUGGAGAGGCCACUAUUUAUUGCACAUCAUCAGGGACAUGGUCUUCCUCUGCCCCAUUCUGUGAAGGUAAACUUUGUCACAACAAGGUGGUCCAUCUUGACAAACCACAGCACUGA